UGUUCUGAAUGACAGGCUGCUGCUCGGCGCUGCUAAAGGCCUCGUUAGCACCGCAGACCUGCGGAUUAGAGGUCGACUUUCACCUCUCAGCCGAAUUACAGACCUGCCCUCUCCCACCCCCCUUCACCCCACCCCCUUUCCCCCCCCAGAAAGUGAGCGAUGGCUCAGGAGACGAAUCAGACGCAGGUGCCGAUGCUUUGCACCAUGGGAUGCGGCUUCUACGGAAACCCCCGUACCAACGGCAUGUGCUCGGUCUGCUAUAAGGAGCACCUGCAGAGGCAGCAAGUGGGUGGGCGGAGCAGCCCACCAGGUGAUAAAGCUGCUACCUCUCCAUCAGGGUCUCCAGGAGCCCCUGCUGUAACUGUGGAGACAGACCCUGAGCCCGACCCCGUCUCGGAAGCAGUGGCUCCUUCAGAGGAGACCAGCAGCUCAUCCAGUCCAGUUACUCAGCAGAUGACCGCCAUGAGCAUCUCCCAGGAUAUCAAACCCACCGAUUCAGAUCGAGUCAAAGUCAAAGAGGAAGAAGAGGAGGAGGACACGUCGUCCAAAAGCACAGAUCCCACCCCAGAAGCAGUACAGGCCACCUCAGACGGAGAUCAGACCCCCGACAAGAGCAAGAAGAAGAACCGGUGCUUCACCUGCAGGAAAAAAGUUGGACUCACAGGCUUCGACUGUCGCUGUGGUAACCUGUUCUGCGCGAUCCACCGCUACUCAGACAAACACGACUGUCGGUACGACUACAGAGGCGCGGCGGCUGCUCAGAUCCGUAAAGAGAACCCCAUUGUGGUGGCGGAGAAGAUCCAGAAGUUAUGAGGACGUGUUAAAAACAAAAACAGAAAUGUUUGACCUGCAGGUUUAUUCAGAACGACGGCGGCACCGAUUUCUGAUCCGGCUCCAUUUCUCCGUGGCAGGAAGAAGCGCUGCACACACCUGCUCUAAAACCCCGCCCCUUCCCUGACUCUCUGAGUGAUGCAACAGCGACCGUGUGUGUGGGGUUGGUUGAGAGUCCGGGGAACACUCAUGGGUCUGGUGGGAAUUCUUUGUUUUUUGUUUGUUUUUUGGUGUGUUUUUGUUUUUUUUGGGGGGGACGUUUGUUUCCUUUUCUUGGGUUUUAUUGGUAUGAUCUGUGAGGAAAGGGAGCGGGAUGUUUUUGGGGUCGAGACUUUAGUCCUUUUAUGGAAACCCCCCCCCCCCCCCCCCAUCGAUUAUCAGUUUCCACAGCUUCUCUUUCACUUUCUAUUAAUGAACGAUUGAGUGAAUGAGUGAGUUUCUUUUCUUCUCUUCCUGUUUUAAUGAGCGUGUGAAAGCGUUAUCAGAGGAUCUAUAUUAAUAUAUUGUUAUUUCGGAUUGUGUGAUUUGCGUACUAUUUAUUAUUUUAUUUUCAUUUGCUUGAGUUGUGCUGGAAGCAUGGAGGAGGAGGAGGGAGGGGGGAACAAACCUAGCUUUGUCCUUUCGGUUAUAUGAUGCGGUUGAGCUACAGACAAGAAACUGUCCAUCGAAUCGAAGCACAAUGUGAUCACAAUGAUCCAAACGCAAACACGGGAGGGAAAUCGGAGAGGAAAUCGGAUCUUGGAUGCUUUCGCUCUGGAGCAAAUUUUUUUUCUUUUCACAAAUAUUCCUGACCACCAGCAGACCAGCGAACGCCAGGUACAUCGAAACUCCGUCCGUUAUGCGUUUUCUUCAGCUCUGUGCUUUGAUGAUGUCACACAGGAAAUCGUCGCCACUUCCAGGAAAACAGACGAGACUCGCGUUCCUGUACGGCGACCAGCACUGACGCUGGACCAGGCGAAGCGUUAUAGCGUUCGACAGCGCUAACAUGACGCAACACAUGGCCCAAUAUUGUUCUGAUUUUCUGAAUGUGAUCUCGUAAAACCACAAUUAAAUUUUUUUCUUUUUGUCACGUGUAUAUACCACAUGGCUACUUAUCCAUAGUUAUAAUCCAACAUAGAACAUUACGAGGUUAGUGCGCAGACGAGGGUGAGAUAAUGCUUAAUAAAACCGUGUAUGUUCUCGUAUGUAUGUAUCCAGUGCUAAUCUGCUACUUGUACUGAAGCAGAGAAAUGAAGGAUGUGUGUAUCAGGGUGGGGAGGGCUUUUAUUUUAGUCAAAAGGGCUGCAGGGAGGAGUUGGGGUGGGACUGGGUUACUGGGCUUCUACAGUAUUUGUCUUUUAACGUCAUCGUAUAGUUUUGAGACCCGCUCCUGGUUUUUUUUUUUUUUUUCUUUCUUUACGUCGCUCAUUUCAAACCAAGAUGUUUGCGAAUACACCGGUUUGUAGGCGUGUUUUUUUUUUUUUUUUUUUUUAAAUGGAAACGACUUAAGCGCACGUAUCUGUUUCCUCCUGUUUUGGUACGAUUCAUAAAUAAAUAAAUUCCUCAUCCCAGAUACUCGAGAGCCAUCGGCAAACCUCAAGAUUUCAUCAAGGAUCGAACGAGGGGGCGGGGAAGUAAACAGCAGCAUGUGAUUUAUGAGAGGGGGCGGAGUUGCAUGCGUUAGUGUUGAAGGUUCAAAUAAAAUGGUGUCCAAGUAAGGAUUAUACAGAAUCACUUUGUCUAAUAGAGAACUUAAAUUCAAAAUCAAGUUUUAAAUAUUAAAGUUAAUUAAUUAAACGCUGUCUUAAUUAAGAUUCCGAUUCGUCCGAUUGUUAUCGUUUAACCUUUUAACAGAUAGCCAGCGUUUAAAAAUGUUGUCGGUGUUGAAGUUACGAUUUAAUCUGAAGUAUGACUCAGUCUUUAGACUUGACAUUUAUUUUGAUGAAUUACAGCGAGUUGCAUAAGUAAAUAAGUAUUUACUCUCUUGAAUGUGAACUGGCCUUAAUUGGGAUUAUGUCAUGAUCAAAUAACCCAUAAUAUCAAACUGCAGGGAUUACCUAUAUAGAUUGUAAAAUUAAUUGCAAAUUAACCAUAAAGAAGAAGAAUUGGAGGAUAGGAAAAGCUCUCGGUUCGUUCUGGUUGCCAUCAGAAGUCAUGUGUUUAGUUAAAGAGUUGACUUGUGUGUAAAUAAAGUGGAUAAAAUCUCAGUACAAAUCAGUAGUUGUUCGAGAACAUGCCUAAACACACAGCUUCAUGAAGAUCUAGCCCUGAAGGAGCGAACAAUAGUCGUUGAGAUGGGAGAAGCCGUUCAGUGGGUCAUCACAAAGCUGGACUUUAUGGAAAAGUGGUGAGAAGAAAAACAUCAGAAUGUUGGAGAACAAACAAGGUUCUUGGGCCUGAUGAAACACGAAGUGAAACUUUCAGCCUUGGCACUAAAAGUUGUAACUGUGAAGCACAGUGGUGGUGGCAGUAGCAUCAUGUUGCCAGAUUCUUUCCAUAGUUUGUUUUUUAAAUAAUGACUUUAAUAUGGCUCUGUAGGAUGCUUUUUCUUUCAUCAAACCUUGCUUGAUACUUUUCCAGAACUUCUGUGCUAGAUUCUUUUGAUUGCUCCUCGGUUUUCGUGAUGUCCAGGUUACAUUCUCUACCGAACUCUCGAGAUCCUGAGAUAUCGUACCUGACGCUUUAACUGCAUGCAGGUCGAUUCUGUUCGAUUAAACUUCUGAUGGCACCGGGCUGCACCACAACUCAUUCAGAACUAACUGCCUCUCCAAUUCUCCAUCACCUUUGAAAUAAUUUUGCAAACUAUGUAUAUUUUUCCCUCCAGUUGCAUAUUAGGAACAGUUUUGUGUAGCUUCAUGACUUCUAAUCCUCAUACAUCCCAUUCAGUUUCAGGAUAUAACGAUACAAAAUGUGGAAACAACAGUAGAGGGGGUGAAUACUUGUUUUUCUACCAUGAGCAAGUUCUAGUGCUGGUGGAAUUAGUUGUACUAUUAAUCACCUGAUUUCGAUCAAACACAAGCUUCACAGCUCUGAUAAAUCUGUAAAACUUGUUUUAGAUCAGUUUUGAGCAAAGAGUAACAUUUAGGGAUUAAUUAAUUAGCGUGUUUGCAUAUUACAGCAUAUGAGCCGUAUAUCAGUAGGAUACUUUUUUUUGUGCGUGUAUGUGAGGCUACGAUAUAUUGUACAGCACUUGUAUUUUCACAGGAGAUUGUUUUAAUAAAUCAGAAAAGAAAUGAUUAAACUGAAUGUAGCUGGUCAGUUGUGCACCUCCACUCAUAAACUCAGUGUCGUGUGAUACCUCAAACGUGAGCGAUGAGAGCAGAUUGAGCUUUUUUUUUCCCCCUUUGCAUAUUAAGGAAAAGACCAGCUGCAGUUUUGGCAUUUGUUUAAAUCAUGUACUGUGUUUUUCUUUUUUUUUUCUCCCCAGUCUACUGUGAUUGCAUCAUUCUUCAGACACACCACCCAUUUUUAUUUUAGUUUUCUGAUUUAGGAUUGUGUAAGAUUAAGUAUAAACAAUAAAAUCAAAGUUUAUUUUAAAAUUA
Messenger RNA from Neoarius graeffei (lesser salmon catfish), 4352 nucleotides. RefSeq lists its product as uncharacterized. The coding region runs from base 160 to 813 and encodes 217 amino acids. The transcript has 6 exons. Gene Ontology annotation, molecular function: DNA binding; zinc ion binding. Lineage: Eukaryota; Metazoa; Chordata; Actinopteri; Siluriformes; Ariidae. The record is from RefSeq and is a predicted model, not a curated record.